AUGGCACUUUCUUCCAAACUCCAACUCCCAAACCCGCCACUACACACUUUCACAACUUCCUCUUCCGCUUCACUUUCAAACUCAACAACCUUCCGUUCCAAACUAACCCUAACUCGCCUCUCUUCCUCUUUCCUCAACCCCUCCACAAUCCUCCACCUCACUCCCUCCCAACGCACCAACCGUCCUUCCUCCCCCUUCACCGUCCGCGCCGCACGCGGCAAAUUCGAGCGCAAGAAACCGCAUCUCAACAUCGGCACAAUUGGCCACGUCGACCAUGGCAAAACCACUCUCACUGCUGCUCUCACCAUGGCCCUCGCUUCCCUCGGUAACAGCGCCCCUAAAAAGUACGACGAAAUCGACGCUGCUCCCGAAGAGCGCGCUCGUGGAAUUACAAUUAACACUGCUACUGUUGAGUACGAGACUGAAACUCGUCACUACGCUCAUGUUGAUUGUCCAGGUCACGCUGAUUACGUUAAGAAUAUGAUUACCGGAGCCGCGCAAAUGGACGGCGCUAUCCUCGUUGUCUCCGGUGCCGAUGGUCCCAUGCCUCAAACUAAAGAGCACAUCCUUCUCGCCAAACAGGUUGGUGUUCCGAGCGUGGUUGUGUUUUUGAACAAGCAGGACCAAGUGGACGAUGAGGAGCUUCUUGAACUAGUGGAGCUUGAAGUUCGGGAGCUUCUCACAUCUUAUGAGUUUCCUGGAGAUGACAUUCCGAUUAUCUCUGGUUCAGCGCUAUUGGCAUUGGAAGCGUUAAUGGCAAACCCUGCCCUGAAACGUGGGGAUAACCAGUGGGUGGAUAAGAUUUACCAGCUUAUGGAUGAAGUUGAUAAGUAUAUUCCGAUUCCUCAACGUCAGGUGGAACUCCCCUUUUUGCUUGCCAUUGAGGAUGUGUUUUCAAUCACCGGUCGUGGAACAGUUGCCACUGGGAGAAUUGAAAGAGGGACUGUUAAAGUUGGGGAUGUUGUUGACCUUGUUGGUUUGAGGGAAACAAGGAACACUACAGUGACUGGUGUAGAAAUGUUCCAGAAGAUUUUGGAUGAUGCUAUGGCUGGUGACAAUGUGGGGUUGUUGUUGAGAGGAAUUCAAAAGAUCGAUAUUCAAAGAGGGAUGGUUUUGGCUAAGCCGGGAACCAUUACUCCUCACUCCAAGUUUAGUGCUAUUGUGUAUGUUUUAAAGAAGGAAGAAGGUGGAAGACACUCGCCGUUCUUUGCCGGUUAUAGGCCUCAAUUUUACAUGAGGACUACAGAUGUUACUGGAAAAGUUACAUCUAUUAUGAAUGACAAGGAUGAGGAGUCGAAGAUGGUGAUGCCCGGUGAUCGUGUGAAGAUUGUGGUGGAACUCAUUGUUGCUGUGGCUAUUGAACAAGGAAUGAGGUUUGCUAUUAGAGAAGGAGGGAAGACUGUUGGAGCUGGUGUUAUCGGAGCUAUCAUUGAGUAA
Vicia faba (fava bean) is the source of this 1437-nucleotide messenger RNA. The record is from the annotation of a GenBank genome assembly. Lineage: Eukaryota; Viridiplantae; Streptophyta; Magnoliopsida; Fabales; Fabaceae.